GACCAAUUUGUGGUGUCAUCAACUACAGCGCUGCAACAGCAUCUCAGUGAAUUUGAGGAUCAUCGACUCAUUACACGAAAGCGUCUGAAAGACGGGAAUGAAUAUAUUUGGCUUACUGCUGAUGAUGAGACAAUUGUAGAAUUUCUGAAGGAAAAAGGAAUGCGAUUUGAAGACACCGACACUGAGGAUGAGUUAACUCCAGCUCCACGAACUGGCUGUGCAACUUGA
Gongylonema pulchrum is the source of this 228-nucleotide messenger RNA. The record is from the annotation of a GenBank genome assembly. NCBI's taxonomy places the organism in Eukaryota, Metazoa, Nematoda, Chromadorea, Rhabditida, Gongylonematidae.